Messenger RNA from Clarias gariepinus (North African catfish), 1481 nucleotides. It is a transcript of the gene cfap126, whose product is annotated as cilia and flagella associated protein 126. The transcript has 5 exons. Gene Ontology annotation, cellular component: ciliary basal body. Gene Ontology annotation, biological process: cilium organization. The coding region runs from base 32 to 823 and encodes 263 amino acids. Lineage: Eukaryota; Metazoa; Chordata; Actinopteri; Siluriformes; Clariidae. The record is from RefSeq and is a predicted model, not a curated record.
AAGAAACGAGCGGCGCUCUGUGUAAAUUAAAAUGUCGUCGAAUUUCUCCGCAAACCAGUAUGAAAACGCUUUCAAGUCGAGUAGACUCCAAAACUGGACGGUACCCAAGCGUUACAAAGAGAAACCGUCACCAGUAGAGGGCCACACUGUGUUCAUAGCCACAGACAGAGGACACCUGCUUCCUGGGGUGAAGCGUGGAAGUUCCUGGACCUCAUUCCAGGGCACCUGGGACUUACCAAAGCAUAUCCCUCCAGUUCAAAUUAACCCUACAGCACGCUCACAGGGGGGUCAGGAGCGCCUCAGAGCAUGGGGGCAGACCCAGCGCCUGGUUCCAUCAGCCAAUGGCAAAGUAAAGGAAUCCAAUGAAAACAGCAGGACACCACAGUUAGAGGGCACUUGUACCCAUCAUCAGCAUGAGGAAAUUUCUGUGACUGCUGCUGCUCCUGGUGAACCUGAAUUGGAAAGGACCAUAUCACAAGCCAGUCAAGAUCAAUCUAGACCAGCAACUCAGCAAAGCCAAGUUCAGUCUAGACCAGCAACUCAGCAAAGCCCAGUUCAGUCUAGACCUGCAACUCAGCAAAGCCAAGUUCAGUCUAGACCAGCAACUCAGCAAAGCCCAGUUCAGUCUAGACCUGCAACUCAGCAAAGCCAAGUUCAGUCUAGACCUGAAACUCAGCAAAGCCAAGUUCAGUCUAGACCUGAAACUCAGCAAAGCCAAGUUCAGUCUAGACCUGAAACUCAGCAAAGCCAAGUUCAGUCUAGACCAGCAACUCAGCAAAGCCAAGUUCAGUCUAGACCAGCAACUCAGCAAAGCCAAGUUUGAUCUAGAACAACUCAGUAAAGCCAUGCUGAGUGUUAACCAGCUUCAACACAAAGCCAGACCAAGUCCUGAAUACUGGCACAGGCCAGCCAAGCUUAGUCCAAACUAGCAAUCAAGACUAGUAGAGCAGCCACUGUUACUACAAAGCAGUGUAAUGAUUGUAUGAUGACUUUAAAGAAAAUCCAGAUUUCCACUUAAAAAACUAGAAUACAUAUUAAGUCUGUAAAAUAGUGGUUGUCUUUUGAUUUAUCAUGAAGUUGAAAAAUUAAAAUUAUUGAUGCAUAUCUGAUUUUGUAUAUAUCGAGAGGCAAAAUAUGCAUAUGGUGACAUGCAGGAACAUCUCAAUAAAUUUGAAUAUAACCAAAAAGUUGAUUUAUUUCAGGAAUUCAAUUUAAAAAGUGAAACUCUCUGUCCCUGGAGAAGAUCCACUACUCAAUCCAUUAUUCAGACUUAAAAUUCCAACUGGUGUGGGGGCCCUUCCUUCGCUUUUUUCAUAUACAUUUAUAGUUUGAUUCCCUUUUUAUUUAAUCGUUUGUUUGUUUUCUUUUCCCUUUUUGUUGUUGUUGUAUGCAAAACUAAAAAACUUUCAGCUCCAGGUUCUUUUUUCGUUUCUCUCCUUUUUUUGUUAUGCCUGGCGUCUAGCCUUUCCUUAUACUUGUAA